Myxocyprinus asiaticus (Chinese sucker) is the source of this 978-nucleotide messenger RNA. Its product is annotated as 39S ribosomal protein S18a, mitochondrial-like. The record is from RefSeq and is a predicted model, not a curated record. Bases 19 to 648 code for a protein of 209 amino acids. The transcript is spliced from 6 exons. Gene Ontology annotation, biological process: mitochondrial translation. Lineage: Eukaryota; Metazoa; Chordata; Actinopteri; Cypriniformes; Catostomidae. Gene Ontology annotation, cellular component: ribosome; mitochondrial small ribosomal subunit. Gene Ontology annotation, molecular function: small ribosomal subunit rRNA binding; structural constituent of ribosome.
GUGAAGGUCAAAGACAGCAUGGCGGCGCGCAGUGUCAUGCAGUCUAUAAGGGCAGGGUCCAGAUCGUUUCACAGCAAUCUCUGCUCCACGGGUUUGUUUCAGAGACUACCGAGUUUCUUACAGCUCUCGUUUCUGGGGAGCACGCCGUGUCGUGGGCUCAGGCAUGUGGAGGAGAAGAAGGAAGGCAAAACGACAGUUAUAGAGGGGGUUAUAGAGCCUACAUCUGAGCAACCUCAGCCUCCCAACCCCACUGCUCCAUGCCCCAUCUACAGAUGGAACCUUCAAAACAAGUACAACUACACUGACGUCCUGUUACUCAGUCAGUUCAUUCGUUCAGAUGGUGGGAUGCUGCCCCGGCGCAUCACAGGCCUAUGUGCUCAGGAACACAACAAGAUAUCAAUUUGUGUGCAGAUGGCCCAUCGUGCAGGUCUCCUACCAGAUCAUCGACCCCGCUUGCCUGAAGGCCAUGUACCAAAACCUAAGCCAGUCCCACCUCUCAACAGGUAUCUGACACGGUACUCUGUGAAGUCUGUGAAGCCCAUUUACAAGACCGGGCUGAAAUGGUGCAAGAUUAGAAUGCCUGUAGGACAUACUGCCCUAAAAAACAAUGUCAGAUACAGCCCCAAACCACUGUACACAAAGCACUGACAGACAGAGCUGCUCACCCUGUCAAAACAGUGACUUCAUGUUUUUCAUGGAUGGGACGGUGGGAUUUAUGACUCAUGGAGUGGAUAUAUAAAACUGGAUUGGCAUUUUUUUCUCAUUGUUCAUUGCCUGGCAUACGAGAUGUAAUGGUGAUAUCAUGUGAAUUGUUAUUUGAUGAACCAUCAAGAAGAAAAUUCAGAAAUCCCUAUAAUGUCCUGAGAUUAACUCUAGCCCUAACUGCAGCCCUCUGAUUGUGCAUACUGUCUGAUUGUUGACAAUACAGUAUAUUAUCGCAAAGGCAGAUGUGCAAAUAAAACAGAUAUGUUUACCUCA